Apus apus (common swift) is the source of this 530-nucleotide messenger RNA. Its product is annotated as protein MRP-126-like. Gene Ontology annotation, biological process: endothelial cell migration. The coding region runs from base 32 to 382 and encodes 116 amino acids. The record is from RefSeq and is a predicted model, not a curated record. NCBI's taxonomy places the organism in Eukaryota, Metazoa, Chordata, Aves, Apodiformes, Apodidae. Gene Ontology annotation, cellular component: cytoplasm; extracellular exosome. The transcript has 3 exons. Gene Ontology annotation, molecular function: calcium ion binding.
CAGUCCCGGUGGAUCUCGCUGCUCCAUCAAGAUGAGCAAGACCUCCCAGACCCAGGAACCUCUCUCUGACCUGGAGAGGUCCAUGAAUGUCAUCAUUGAUGUCUUCCACCAGUACUCGAGACGGGAGGGACACAGUGACACCCUGACCAAGAGGGAGCUGAAGCUCCUGAUUGAGAAGCAGCUGGCCAACUACCUGAAGCAUGUGAAAAGCCAGGCCACCAUUGAUGAGAUCAUGAAGGACCUGGACAUCAACAGGGAUGCUCAGCUCAGCUUCAGUGAAGUGAUGCUGCUGAUCACCAGGGUGACCAUUGCCACCCACGAGCACCUCCACGAAGUUGAGGACCAGCAGCAGCAGCACCAGCACAAACACCAGCACCACUGAGGCAGGAUGUGGUCCCUGGCCAAAGAGGCACCCAUGAAGUGGUCCCAGCCCCUGGCUUCUCCUCUCCAUCCCUCUUCCCCACCUCCCUCCUUCCCUUCCUUCAACCUUGAUGGUCUUGCUGCCAAAUAAACCUUUGCCUUGAGGCUCU